Echinops telfairi (small Madagascar hedgehog) is the source of this 2093-nucleotide messenger RNA. RefSeq names its product rhomboid domain containing 3 (gene RHBDD3). The transcript is spliced from 6 exons. Lineage: Eukaryota; Metazoa; Chordata; Mammalia; Afrosoricida; Tenrecidae. Gene Ontology annotation, molecular function: protein binding; serine-type endopeptidase activity. Gene Ontology annotation, cellular component: membrane. The coding region runs from base 875 to 2032 and encodes 385 amino acids. The record is from RefSeq and is a predicted model, not a curated record.
CUUUCAUUCUAUGUCCAUGUCUUUUCGCAGCAGGGGAAACUGAGACUUAAGGACGUUGUUGGUACUUUGCCCAGAGUCACAAAGCUGAGCCUUAUCCAGACCCCGGGUCCACGCCCUCACCCCUUCCUACAAACACGCGUACACUUCUCCACCGGCAAGAAUCUUCCCUGCCCAGCGCCCUAUUCUGCUCUUCUGGCUUCCCAGUAAAUGACAGGGUCCGAGGGUGGACAGCCCCACUUUGUAGAAGAAUAAACUGAGGCCCAGGGGGUUCAAGUCCUAGUUCUGGAUUUCUGGGGGCAAGCCCGUCACUCUCCCUACAGUGCCUCUGGGAGCGAGCAGCGAGACGCUGUAGUGGAAGCUUUGGCACCAGGUCCAGCCGUGGGCAAAGCUAGCAUCGGAGGGCUUUCCUUGACAGGACCUCGGAGAUGGCUGAGCCCAGCCCCUUGGGUAGGCACUGAAGCUCAGUAAGGGGCAGUGUUCUCUGUAAACCCCUCAGUAGAACCAGAGUCAAGCUGAUGUCUGUUAGUGAGCACACAACAGGAAUGCCUCCUGCAAACUCGGGGGUGAGGAAGGGAGUCCCCACCGUAGCUCAGUACACUUGCCUUCAGAGACAAAAAAGGCCAACCCGAGCUCGUAGGAUAGACACCAUCUAUGUUGAAAAGGGGAAGGGGCCAUUUGAGCUGAGCUUCAAAGGAUGAAUGGGAGUUUUCCUUUGGGAGCGAUGGAAGGAAGGACAUGGCAAGAACAGGAGCUCUUAUAGUUUUCCUACUGAACGCUGGCAGCGUACAGCCCCAGGACCACUCUUGGCCACUUUUGGCAUGCAUGCCACAGGCGCCCCUGGCUCCCAGCCCUGCCUCUCACCUCCUCCACUCUGAUGCUGCUGUUGAUUGUCCUGUGGCUGGCGGGGGCUGGCCCCAGCCUCACCCUGGCCCCAGAGCUGCUGCAGGAACCCAGGCAGGUGCACCGGCUGCUGACCCACGCCCUGGGCCACACUGCUCUCCCGGGCCUGCUCCUGAGCCUGCUGCUCUUGGCCAUACUCGGCUGGCAGCAGGAGCACCGCGUGGGCUCACUGCGGUUCCUGCACACCGUGGUCCUGCUUGCCCUGGCCACUGGGCUGCUGGCCAUGCUGCUGGCGGGCCUGGGGGUGCCCAGGGUAGCUGGCGGCUGUGGAUACAUGCCCAUCCACCUGGCCAUGCUGGCAGGCCAGGGUCACUGCCCCCGACAGCCCCGGGGGGCACUGCCACCAUGGCUGGCACCGUGGCUGCUGCUGAGCCUGACCCCUCUACUCAGCUCUGAACCGCCCUUCCUGCAGCUCCUCUGUGGCCUGCUCGCUGGCCUGGCUUAUGCCGCAGGGGCCUUCCGGUGGUUGGAGCUGUCGGAGCGGCGGCUGCAGGUACUGCAGGAGGGCGCUGUGUGCAGAGCCCUGGUGGGGUGCUGGCCGCUGAGGCUCCUGCCCGCCCCGGGCUGCUUGGCUGAACUGCCCACCAGCCACCUACCGGGAGCCAGGCCUCCAGCAGCUGGACCACCACCAGUGGCUUCCCCUAGCCUCUGGCCAGGCAGCGAAGCCUCCAGAUCUCUCCCACUAGACCUAGAGGCCCUGCAGCCCCCAUGGGAGGGCUCCUUAGAGGCAGGCCUGGCCUGGGCUGGACCCAGGUUCCCCUCGGAGACCCCCCUGUGGGCGGCCCUGGAUGAACAGAUGCUGCAGGAGGCGCUGCAGGCCUCGCUCCUGGACGGGCCAGGACUGGGCCCCGAGGGCCCACUGUGGCUGCCCAAGUCUUCUGUCUCCUCUCUUCGGCUGCAGCAGCUGCAACGUAUGGGCUUCCCCACAGAGAAGGCAGUGGUGGCCCUGGCAGCCACAGGCCGGGUGGAGGGUGCCGUGUCGCUGCUGGUCGACGGGCAGGUGGGGGCUGAGGCUCUGGUCACAGAGGUGAAAAGCUGCCCCCCCCAGCCCAAGGAUCCCAGCCCCCCCAACCCAGGCAGAAGGCAGGGCACAGUGGGGCCCUCGGGUGACCACAGGCCUGACCCUGUGUAAUGGCCCCAGCUUUGCCAAUGGAGGGUACUCACUUAGAAUAAAAACCAGUUUUUGUUUUUUG